Vicia villosa (hairy vetch) is the source of this 474-nucleotide messenger RNA. RefSeq lists its product as uncharacterized. The record is from RefSeq and is a predicted model, not a curated record. The transcript is spliced from 2 exons. The coding region runs from base 1 to 474 and encodes 157 amino acids. NCBI's taxonomy places the organism in Eukaryota, Viridiplantae, Streptophyta, Magnoliopsida, Fabales, Fabaceae.
AUGAAGGGGAUAUACAAGUCAUUGGAAGGAUUGAAACCAGUAAUGCUAAUGUUGUUUGUGCAGAUUUCAUCAGCUGCUGUGAAUAUCAUAACUAAGCUCGCCAUAAAUGAUGGAAUGAGCAUGACAGUCGCCACAGCUUACCGCUUCAUUUUUGCAUCGGCUGUCACUGUUCCACUUGCGAUUAUUUUUGACAGGCGAUCAACCUUCCUACAUCAGUUUCCUCCACCUCUGAAGAAAUCGACCCCAAGUUCUCUUCUUGAUAAAGAGUUUCAUUUGACUGCAGCUUGCUGUAGGUACCAACAGGAAACUUCUCCUUACGCAAACUCCAACACAUCUUAUGUCACAUUGAAAACUUUAACUUCCAUUUGUUUAUCUUCCAUAGGAGGCAAAUUGUUUGGUAGCUCAUCUGCGGUGAACUCCUUGAAAUCCUUUAGGACUCCUAGCAGCUCUUCUGGAAUUAUUGUUUUCUCCUAA